This is a messenger RNA of Elgaria multicarinata webbii, 1173 nucleotides long. Its product is annotated as pepsin B-like. Gene Ontology annotation, molecular function: aspartic-type endopeptidase activity. The record is from RefSeq and is a predicted model, not a curated record. Gene Ontology annotation, biological process: proteolysis. NCBI's taxonomy places the organism in Eukaryota, Metazoa, Chordata, Lepidosauria, Squamata, Anguidae. The coding region runs from base 1 to 1173 and encodes 390 amino acids. The transcript is spliced from 9 exons.
AUGAAGUGGUUGAUCCUGGCAUUGGUUUAUCUCCACCUGUCAGAGGGGGUGGAGAGAAUGAUUUUGAAGAAAGGGAAAUCCAUAAGGGAGAACAUGAAGUUGAAAGGAGUACUGGAGGAAUUUCUGAAGAAGCCCCGUCUUGAUCCUGCACUGAAAUACCACUUCAAUGAAUUCAAUGUCGCUUAUGAACCAAUAACCAAUUCAUUGAAUACUUUCUACUUUGGAGAGAUCAGUAUUGGGACUCCACCACAGAACUUUCGAGUUCUCAUGGACACUGGAUCUGCCAAUCUCUGGGUGCCUUCUGUGUACUGUAAUACUGAGGCCUGUGUUAACCAUAAUAAGUUCAACCCUCGUGCAUCCUCUACAUACUCCAACAAUGGACAGACCUUUACCCUGAGCUAUGGGAGUGGUUCUUUAACCGUCAUGCUAGGCUACGAUACUGUUCAGGUCCAGAAUAUUGUUGUUCGUAACCAGGAAUUUGGCCUAAGUGAGAAUGAGCCCUCCAAUCCCUUCUAUUAUGCCAGUUUUGAUGGGAUUUUAGGGAUGUCUUAUCCUGCCAGCUAUGUAGGCCAUGUAGGGGGUGACACUGUUAUGCAGCAGAUGCUGAGACAAAGGCAACUUUCUGAACCCAUCUUCAGCUUCUAUUUCUCACGCCAACCAACUGUUCAGUAUGGAGGAGAACUGAUCUUUGGAGGUAUUGACAAUAAGCUCUUCUCUGGGCAAAUUACCUGGGCACCUGUCACCCAUGAAGCUUACUGGCAGAUUGCUGUUGAUGAAUUUGUCAUUAACAACCAAGCUACUGGCUGGUGCAGCUCAGGCUGCCAGGCCAUUGUGGACACUGGGACGUACCAGCUGGCUGUCCCAGGGCAGUAUCUUAAGAGUUUCCUGAUGAAUGUGGGAGCUAAAGAGCAGAAUGGAAAUUUCGUGGUGAACUGCAACAAUGUCCAGAAUUUGCCCACCAUCACCUUUGUCAUUAAUGGAUCCCAGUUCCCACUGGCUCCCUCUGCGUAUGUGAACAAUAACAAUGGCUAUUGUACAAUUGAGAUGGAAUCCACGUACCUGAAUUCUCCAACUGGGCAGCCUCUAUGGAUCCUGGGUGAUAUCUUCCUUAAGGAGUAUUAUUCUGUCUUUGACAUGGCCAACAACAGGGUGGGCUUUGCACCCUCAGCCUAG